Messenger RNA from Camelus dromedarius (Arabian camel), 6707 nucleotides. It is a transcript of the gene TRMU, whose product is annotated as tRNA mitochondrial 2-thiouridylase. Gene Ontology annotation, cellular component: mitochondrion. The transcript has 10 exons. NCBI's taxonomy places the organism in Eukaryota, Metazoa, Chordata, Mammalia, Artiodactyla, Camelidae. Bases 43 to 1440 code for a protein of 465 amino acids. Gene Ontology annotation, molecular function: sulfurtransferase activity. The record is from RefSeq and is a predicted model, not a curated record. Gene Ontology annotation, biological process: tRNA wobble position uridine thiolation.
GCGGAAGCGGCGGCUGCAGUGGGGAGAGCCGGCGGCGCGCGGAUGCAGGCGGCGCGGCACGUCGUGUGCGCCCUGUCCGGCGGCGUGGACAGCGCCGUGGCCGCACUGCUGCUGAGGCGGAGAGGUUACCAAGUGACAGGGGUGUUCAUGAAGAACUGGGACUUGCUGGAUGAGAGUGGAGUUUGCACUGCUGACAAAGACUGCGAAGAUGCUUACAGAGUUUGCCAAAUCCUAGACAUCCCUUUCCGUCAAGUGUCCUACGUGAAGGAGUAUUGGAAUGAUGUGUUCAGUGAUUUUUUGAAUGAAUAUGAAAAAGGAAGAACUCCCAACCCCGACAUAGUCUGCAACAAGCACAUCAAGUUCAGCUGUUUUUUUAAUUACGCCGUGAAUAAUCUUGGAGCAGAUGCGGUUGCUACAGGUCACUAUGCACGAACUUCCCUGGAAGAUGAAGAGGUUUUCCAGCAGAAGCACAUUAAGAGGCCAGAAGGGCUUUUCAGAAAUCGAUUUGAAAUUAGAAAUGCGGUAAAACUUCUCCAGGCAGCUGACAGCUUUAAAGACCAGACCUUCUUUCUCAGCCAGGUUUCCCAGGAUGCCCUGAGGAGAACCCUCUUCCCUCUGGGGGGAUUAACCAAAGAUUUUGUAAAGAAAAUAGCUGCUGAGAAUAGACUUCAUCAUGUGCUUAAGAAGAAAGAGAGCAUGGGCAUCUGUUUCGUUGGUAAAAGAAAUUUUGAAAAUUUCAUCCUCCAGGUGAGUGUUCUUUGCUGCAAAGGGGUGGAGUCACGUUUCUGCGCUGGACCUGGAUCCAUUAGUAACGAAGCACUUGUUUUCCAGUAUUUACAGCCUCGACCUGGUAAAUUUAUUUCUAUAGAAGACAGUGAAGUUCUGGGAACGCAUAAAGGUUGGUUCCUGUACACUUUGGGCCAGAGAGCCAAGAUAGGGGGCUUACGCGAGCCCUGGUACGUGGUGGAGAAGGACGGCACCAAGGGUGAUGUGCUGGUGGCCCCCCGGACAGACCACCCGGCCCUGUACAGGGACCUGCUGCGGACCGGUCGCGUGCACUGGAUUGCAGAGGAGCCACCCGCAGCCCUGGUCCGAGACAAGAUGAUGGAGUGCCACUUCCGUUUCCGCCACCAGAUGGCGCUAGGAGCCCGAGGCCUGGGGCUGAGCACACUUGGCAAGGCCCGUGCCCUCCUCCAAGGGUCCUUCUCUUCACCCAGUGCCCUGUGUGCUGACCCUCAAUCAAGAUGGCACCGUGUGGGUGACGGCUGUGAAGGCUGUGCGGGGUCUCACCCUGGGACAGUUUGCCGUGUUCUACAAAGGGGACGAGUGCCUGGGCAGUGGGAAAAUCCUGCGCCUGGGGCCGUCCGCCUACACACUGCAGAAGGGCAGGAGCAGAGCCGGAGUGGCCACGGAGGGCUCUGGCGACGGCCACAGCGAUAGCCCAGGCCUGGGUCCCACACGCUGAUGGAGGCUGAGCGGCUGCUCUGCUGCAGAGCUCGCAAGAGGACGUGUUGGGGGCAGGGCCUGGGGCUUGGCUGCUGCUGCCAGAACCUGCCGCCCCGGUCCCGGCCAGGCCAGACAAGGUUCUGAAGGCCUCCAGGGCAGGGGCGGUCCGUCUCCUCCCCUUGCUGGCUGGUGGGUCUGUCCCAGGCACCCCAUUUAGAGAGUUCCUCUUUCACACCCCCAAGAGUGUUUCCCACCAGGAUCACGCAAAGCGGACCAGGGGCGGGGUUGUGUGGGCUGCAGGGACGGCAUCCAAUAAAAGUUCUGUCUGGAAUGUGAACUCUGACGGCGGCCUCCAGUGGGGUAGAGGCCCGGGCACGUGGUCUCAGGGGCUGCACGGCGCUGGCCUGCCCGACCGUGCGGACCCACACGUCAACAGCACGAGACAGCGAUGGAACCCUCACCCUCCUCGCCCCUCCGUUCACAGCUGUGCCCACCACCUGUGGCACAGGACGGACCUGACGGGCCUUGAGCCGAGGCCCAGCCUACAAGGUCACACUCAGUCUGUCUGCUGGGGAGGGGAUCUGGAGCCCACCCUGAGGGGCGCCCCCCCCCCCGUCUGCAUGGCUGCGUCGAGACCACCCCUCCCCUGCAGAGUGCCCAGCACCUGGCCAGCCACUUGAAAGCUGCAGGACCGCAGGGGCCUUCGCCCACGGAGGGAUCAGAGGUGGGAAACUGACUGGAGCACGUGCACGUGUCUGAGUCUGUUUGGGCUGCUGUGACAAAAUUCCGCGGACUGGGUGGCUUAGAGACAGCAGGCGUUCGUUUCUCACAGUUGUGGAGGCUGGCGUCUGAGAUCAGGGUGCCAGCUCAGUUGGAUAAGGGUCCUCUUACGGGUCACCGAUGGCCGUCUUCUCACUGUGUCUUCACAUGGUGGAAGGGGUGAGGACCUUCUGGGAAGGCUUGUAAGCACGCCAGUCCCCCCCAUGAGGGCUCCGCCUCCCAAAGGCCCCACCCCCUAGCGCCGUGACGGCAGACAGCAGGAUUCUAACCUGUGCAUCUCGGGACACAAACACUCGGACCGUUCAGUGCACGUGCGUGUGUGCACAGCUGUGUCUUGUGGGGAGAGGGUGGCUCUGCCUGGCUGAUGAGAAUGCAGACAGACCUUCAGAGCUGGCGUUGGCUGGGGUAUUUUGGUCUCCACGGAGUCCCGGGGUGACCGCUGUCCUCCUGUCAGCGGUUGAAAGGCUGGCUGGACUGGGAGGCGGGAUGUUUGGAGACGCUCAGCUCUGCCUGCCCCUCGUGGGCUCUGUGCUGCGGGAGGAGCUAUCACCCAGCUCAGGCAGGAAACUGGCCUUUCCUAGGAGGGCCCGAGUCUUCAUGCCCCACUGCCACAACUCCCCAGCCCCUGGGCCCAGCCGCCUGCUCUGGGCGCCAGGACAGGUGAACCUCAGGCUCCCUUCCUUUCACUGGCCUUAGACCCAGCACCUUCUUGGUUCUAUAAGCCAGGCUUCUGUGGGGGUUUGAGGUGUGGUUCCCUGUCUCCUGUGUAGAAGGUUCUAGAGCAGAGGCAGCAGAGCCUCUGAUGGGGGAGCUCCUUGGGAGAGACUCUUCCAAGGGCGGGGGGGCAUGCAGAGCUGUGUGCCUCCCUGCCCUCCGAGGCUCAGGAGCCCCUGGUGCUGGGGGCUGAGCUGCAGGGCCAGCUCUGGGUUGAGGCACCCCAAGUCAGAACCCCCCCAGGCCGGUCACACAAGGAGCCCAAAGUGGGUGACGGGCACCUCACCUCCAGUGUGCAGGGCCUGGGAGCCGCAGUGAGGACUGGGUUCCCUUCUGAACAGGAGGGGAGGCCUGGGGAGUGGCUGACGUGGUUGAGCGGAAGAUCACUCAGGCCUGUGUGAGGUUCAGAUGGAGGGGAUGGGGGGCCCAGGUGGGCUGUGGAGGGUUGAACCAGGUGACAGCAGGGACAUGCUGCACUUGGAAAGUCAGACAAAGUGGGUCAGGGAAUGGACACUAAGCCCUUUGUCCUGACGCUGUUGGCUGGGUGUCUCUGCUCACCCUGGUCUGCAAAGCGGGGUGUUGUCCAGAGUGGGAGGGGGUCCAGAUGCCCUUGGUUCUUCAGCGAGUUUGGAUCAGGCUGGGCCCCAUAGCCGGCUUAGUGGGACCCUGCGUUGGGGUGACAAGCUGUGGUGUGGGGGAGCUUCCAGAGCUGCGCCAGCCCCCACUGCACACCCCCACCCAGUGCUGGACGGAAGCGGCCCCAGCUCAGUGGUGUCCAGUCCUAGAGCAGCACGUAGAUGCCCACUCUGCAGUGGGGCCUGUGAGGGGUCAGGGGCACAGGACAUGGACCCUGCCCUGCCAAGUGGGCAGACCGCAUGAGGAGGAGGACGCAUCUCAGGAGGGACUGAGGGUCCCGGCCCGACCUGCACCAAGAGCCCCCAUGUGGCCCGGGGCCUGCGACAACCGAGCAGUGAGAAACGCACAGCUGGUGGGGAGUGAGGGCCGGCACCCAGAGCAGAGCGUCUUCCCCCCACGCCCCCGUGACUGGAGGAAGCCCCAGUCUGAAGAGCUGAGCCCCUCGUGUCCCUCUCCUCCCGCUUCCCAGGCCCUCGCCCUCGGCUCACUCCCACCUGAGGCCCCACCCAGCAGAGCGCCUCCCCAGCUUGGGGAGUGGGCCCAAGCGGCCCACCCUGCCACGUGGCCUCUGAGACGGUUCCUGUGAUCCAGAUGCAGAAGUAGUCCCGGCGAGGUAGAGGGCUUGGGCUGGGCGGCUGCCCCAGCGCAGGUGCAUGCUCCCGCCAGGCUGGACGAGGGAGGCCCUGCUCUGCACGGCCGGAGGCAGACGGCAGCCUGGCACCUGCUCUCCACGUUGUGCUGGGCUGGGGGAGCCAGACAGGCCAGCAGUGCCCCUUGGGGACCCUCUGCCCAGCGUGGCGGCCAGGAUGAGACACUGCCUUUGUUCUGCCUUCUCGAAGGGCAGCGCGGAGCCUCCCUGGGCUCAGGUUCCCUUGAUCUAUUGCUCUGGUGGCUGGGCCCCUCGCCUGGUACAAGGUCUGAACUGUGGACCCGUGGGGGAGCCUCUGCGGUGGGAGGAAGGGCGGCCAGGGGGAGGUCAGCUUGGGCAGGGGCCAGCGGAGGGGAGCCCACCCUUCUAGCCUCUGGACGGCUCUGUCUGUCCUGCCAGCCCAUUGCCAGGCCUCCAGCCAGGAUGACCAGUGGAUGCAAGUGGGAGGAGGGGGCACAAAGCUGCUGCUGCCCCUCGGGGCACCAGGCCUCACCCGUGGCUGGCGCCCUCGGCAUCCUCCUGCCUGGCAGUGCUAUAGUCUCUCUGGGGCACAGCCGCCUCCCGUGCCACUGGGUGGCACUGGAAAGCCUCUGGGCAAUGCCUCAGAUUUAGCUGCAGCUGUUGGCCAGGGGGUGCCUUUGAGCUGAGUUCGUUGGCUGGGACUCUGGCCUCUCCCCACUCCCAGCCCAGCCCAAGCACCUGGGGCCAGCAGACUCCAGGGCAGUACCCUCCAGGGGACCUUCAGAAGACCCGCUCGGGCCGAGACAUGGAUGUGCUUCCCCGCUCCUGCCCCGACGGGCACCUGGCUUCCAGGCCCCCGUCACCCUACACCCGUGAGGGAAGGGCCCAGGGCUGGGUGCCUUCACACACCUCCUCCCGGCUCUUGGUGUGAACCACGCGCUGCCCCCUCUGCCCACAUCGUUUCCAGAGCGUUGCAGUGAGAGCCCAGAGCUGCUCGCCUUCACACCCAGAAGGCUCUAGCCCGAGGCCCUGAGUCGGUGUCAACCCCCUGGGGCUUGUCUUCUGUCCCCUUGGGCUCCAGCUGCCUUAUGUCCAAGUCCCAGGAAGCCUUCCCCACCCUCCGCACCCCCCCGAUCCCCCCACCCUCUCGGGUGUCUUAGCAAACCUCGUCUAGAGGGAGGGGGCCCGGAGCGAGGCUGCAGCUGUGAUGUGAAGGAGCCGUUACACCUGCAGCGGGGUUGGGGGCAGUUUGGAUAUUUUUGUGGCCUGGACGAUGUUUAGACAUUCCGUGUUCACACCUGUGUUUUUGUCUUAAUCCUGGGAGGUCCCAGAGCGGCCGUGUCCGAGGUUGGUGUUGAGUGCAAUUACCUGUGUCCCCGGGAGGACCGCCAGGCCGGACAGGUGCGCCUGCUCCCCUCCGCCGGGGGCUGCGCUCCUUCCCCAGGGCUUUCCCGUUAAGCGCUGCUUCUGGGUCGAGGGAGACGUAUUUGCUCACGGCCACGCCUGAGCGCUGUGCGCGGUGACCGCUAGCAGGUGGACUGCGUUGGAAGCAAAACCUGAAGAAUGGCCUUUGGGGGUGGGGUGUUUGUGGGUGGUUUUUUUUUUUCCUUCCUAGACUUGACCCAAGGCUGGCCCCAUCUCUGGAGCUGUGUGGCCACACUGGGGCAAGGGCUCCAAGAGGCCUGAAAGGAGGGGCCCUGGGGGCUGAACAGUGUGGGGACCACCACUGUUUUUGCUCCCUUAAUUUUCCCCAAAGGUGUCCCAGUUGGGUGGAAGUGUGAGGUGGUGCAGGUGGCUAGAACUCUGGGAGAAACCUGUCUUCCUGGACAGAGGAGCCAAGAAAAGGGGCCCCAGAAGUUGGAGUGUUGAAGGCAAAUCCCAGGGGGGAGACAGCGGCGAGGUGGACCCCAGCUUCCACGUGAGCUGCCAGUGCCACUCGCCCGCAUCGUGGGUGUACGGAACAGACCCCAAACAGCACAUCAGAGGCUCUGUGAGCAGGGCUAUGACAUAAAGUGCCCCGAGUCCCAGACUCGCCGAGCAGCAGGUCUGCAGGGUGGAACCAGGGCAGCACAGCAAAGUCAUGGCUCACAGAAGGUGAGACAGAGCUUGUGGUCUGAAUGUAACUGGGCUGACCGCCUGAUAAAAACAGGCAAGAAGCAACACCUGCUGGGGCUCUCAGCAGGCCCCAGAGUCUCCCAGCGUAACAUCCAAAACAUCCAUCGAGGAUUCAGUUUGAUCCUUGAAAUCAGUCAGCAUUCAAAGAACCAGGAAAAUGCCGAGAGAAAAGAAAACAGAUUCAGCCCCAAGAUGACCCAGAUGUCCAAAUUAUCAAAGAAUUUAAAGCAGCUGUUAUAGUCAUGUUCUGUGAGGUAAACACUUGAAAUUCAUGGAAAACUAGAAGUCUUCAGCAGAGAAAUAAAAAUGAUAUAAAGGAACCAAAUGGAAAUUUUAGAACUUACAGUAUUUGAAGUUAGGAAAAAAAAAAAAUCACUGGAUGGGGCUUAAUACCGGAUAGAGAAAA